Molecule: messenger RNA, 4290 nt
Organism: Poecilia reticulata (guppy)
Lineage: Eukaryota; Metazoa; Chordata; Actinopteri; Cyprinodontiformes; Poeciliidae
Gene: iqsec1b
Product: IQ motif and Sec7 domain ArfGEF 1b
Biological process (GO): actin cytoskeleton organization; regulation of ARF protein signal transduction
Molecular function (GO): guanyl-nucleotide exchange factor activity
Source: RefSeq, a predicted model, not a curated record
UUGGAUAGGGAAGGUGGGUGUGUUUCUGCUCGCGUGGAAGCCGCCUUCAUGGACGGACAGCGGAUCUUAGCCGAGAUGGAGAAUCCGACGGAGAACCCAAGCAAGGCUGCGGAGUACCUACAGGAGCUGAAUAAGAUCAUCGAGACCCAGCAGGGUCUGCUGGAGAAGCAGAGGAUCCGGAUUGAGGAGCUGGAGCUCCAGGUGACAGAUCUGUGCAAGGAAAACGCCUGUCUGAAGGAUCAGCACCGAAGGCACCUGGCCACCUGCGGACUCGCUCAGGGGAGCCACUGCGCGCUGGGGGGCAUCGAGGAGAACGUCGUGCAGGAAAAACGACACGCCUCAUUACCCGCUCGGGUCUUUGAGAUCCACCAGAACCUCUUUGACCCCCUGUGUACAACAAGUUACCCCUGCCUGAAAUGGAAGUCUGCAUCCUUUGGGUCAGACUCGGAGGACCCCUCUGCCAUGGCUCACAGACGCCUCCGCCACUCUGUGGAAGGUGAGCCCCCUGGCAGUGACGUGAGCGUAUCUGUGGAUCCCUGCAUCAUCUAUGGUUGCAAGCCGGUGACCCACGGCGGCAGACCUGGCCUGGACUACCUAGACAGCCAGCUCUACGGACACAUCUUUCUGCCGAGCCACGUGCGACCCCGCCGACCCAAGCUCCAGCACUCCCAGUCCAUCCUCCGCAAGCAUGCAGAGGAAGAGGCCAUCAAGCGCUCUCGCUCAAUGUCGGAGAGCUACGAGCUCUCGUCAGACCUCCAGGACAAACAGGUGGAGAUGCUAGAACGCAAAUAUGGCGGGCGUUUCAUAACCCGGCAUGCCGCACGUACCAUCCAAACAGCCUUCCGCCAGUACCAAAUGAAUAAGAACUUUGAGCGUCUCCGAAGUUCUAUGUCUGAAAACCGUAUGUCCAGACGGAUUGUUCUGUCCAACAUGAGAAUGCAGCUUUCCUUUGAAGGACCUGAAAAAGUCCACAGCUCUUACUUCGAGGGAAAGCAUGUCUCUCUAUCUGACGAAGGCGCCAAAAUGGGUGCGCUGGUGCAGUCGGAACACGGCAGGGAGAGAGGUGUACAAAUGAAGAUACCAAGCACACAGAGUGACCUCACAUAUGCCGUCACAGAACUGGAAGAUGCCUUCUCCAGGCAGGUCAAAUCUCUGGCCGAGUCCAUCGAUGACGCUCUGAACUGUCGCAGUCUACACGGGGAAGACAGUACUUUAGAGCAAGGAAGAGGCCACCCUGAUACGGACAGAGAGCUCAGCCACCAGUUAGAAUCCUCCCACAGCGCUUCAGAUCACCGCAAGCUAGAUGAGAUGACUGCAUCUUAUAGUGAUGUGACCCUUUACAUUGAUGAAGAAGAACUAUCGCCCCCCUUGCCUCUCUCUCAGUCUGUAGAUCGGCCCUCCAGCACAGAGUCAGACCUGCGCCAGCGUUCCCUGAACUCCUCCCAAGACUAUUGGUCGCUUGCUCACAAAGAUGAAAAGGGGGACACGGAUACCAGCUGUCGCAGCACGCCUUCCUUAGAAUGCCAGGAGCAGCGUCUGCGAGUGGACCACCUACCCCUACUGACUAUAGAGCCCCCCAGCGACAGCUCGGUGGAACUGAGCGACCGGUCUGACCGCAGCUCAUUAAAGAGACAGAGCGCUUAUGACAGGAGCCCCAGCAACCAACAGAGCAGCCCCAAACACAUCGGCCAUGGCCUGCCACCUCGGGGACCUUCCCGGGAAGAGGACCCUUCCCGUCACUGUGCCCGGCAGCUGGAAGCCCACCUGGCUAUCAAUGGUACACCCAACCGCCAGAGCAAAUCAGAGUCUGAUUUCUCCGAUGGGGACAACGACAGCAUCAACAGCACAUCAAACUCCAACGACACCAUCAACUGCAGCUCCGAGUCCUCAUCCAGAGACAGCCUGAGGGAGCAGACACUCAGCAAACAGACGUACCACAAGGAGACUCGGAAUAGCUGGGACUCACCAGCGUUCAGCAACGACAUCAUUCGCAAGAGACACUACCGCAUUGGCCUAAAUCUCUUCAACAAGAAGCCAGAAAAGGGGAUCCAGUAUCUGAUUGAAAGAAGCUACGUCCCGGACACUCCGGUGGGUGUUGCCCACUUCCUCCUGCAGAGGAAAGGCUUGAGUCGGCAGAUGAUUGGCGAAUUCCUUGGCAACCGACAGAAACAAUUCAACCGAGAUGUUCUUGAUUGUGUGGUGGAUGAAAUGGACUUCUCAGGCCUGGAGCUGGAUGAAGGGCUCCGGAAAUUCCAGGCGCACAUCAGAGUUCAGGGAGAGGCACAGAAGGUCGAGCGGCUGAUCGAGGCGUACAGCCAGCGCUAUUGCAUUUGCAACCCCGGUGUGGUGAGACAGUUCAGGAACCCAGACACCAUCUUCAUCCUCGCUUUCGCCAUCAUCCUCCUCAACACCGACAUGUACAGCCCCAAUGUGAAGCCUGAGAGGAAGAUGAAACUGGAAGACUUUGUUAAAAACCUUCGAGGUGUUGACGACGGGGAGGACAUACCCCGAGAGAUGCUGGUGGGGAUAUACGAGCGGAUUCGAAAGCGAGAGCUCAGGACUAAUGAAGAUCACGUGUCCCAGGUUCAGAAAGUGGAAAAACUGAUUGUUGGGAAAAAACCGAUUGGGUCUUUACACCAAGGUCUUGGCUGUGUGCUGUCGCUACCCCACCGGAGGCUGGUGUGUUACUGCAGGUUGUUCGAAGUACCUGAUCCCAACAAGCAGCAGAAGCUGGGCCUGCACCAGAGGGAGAUCUUCCUCUUUAAUGACUUGCUAGUGGUUACCAAAAUAUUUCAAAAGAAAAAGAACUCGGUGACAUACAGUUUUCGUCAGUCCUUCUCGCUCUACAGCAUGCAAGUUCUGCUAUUUGAGAAUCAGUAUUAUCCCAACGGCCUGCGCCUGACCUCGGCCAUUCCCGGCGCAGACAUCAAGGUCCUCAUCAAUUUCAAUGCUCCCAAUCCUCAGGACCGCAAGAAGUUUACCGACGAUUUGCGAGAAUCUAUUGCUGAAGUCCAAGAGAUGGAGAAGUAUCGGAUAGAAUCUGAGCUGGAGAAGCAGAAGGGUUUGGUGAGGCCCAGCAUGUCCCAGUGUUCUGGGUUAAAGAAGGAAACUGGGAAUGGAAACCUGAGCCGAGCCAGCCUGGACGACAGCUACGCCGUCGGUGAGGGUCUGAAGAGGAGCGCGCUCAGCAGCUCCCUACGGGAUCUCUCUGAUGCAGGAAAGCGCGGGAGACGCAGCAGUGCAGGAUCACUAGACAGCAAUCUGGAAGGCUCCAUCAUUAGCAGUCCUCACAUCCGGCGGAGAACCCCUUCGGGUCGAGACUGUGCGUCUCGUCACAGCGGACACUCCCUGCCCAGCUCCUCUUCCCUGCUCGGGUCUCUGUUUGGCACCAGGCGGGUGAAGUCGCCCGGCCCCCAGAGCCCACACCCCACCCUCGUCUCCCACGCCCCGCACCCGGCUAACCUGCACCAUGCGGCUCGAGCGGAGUCGGACUCGUCCGUUCCUGUCCAUCCUCACCCCAUCCCCUUCUGCCAUGUGACCCAGAAUCCCCCGCCUUACCACCACCACCAUCACUACCACCCACCGCCCCAUCUGCAGCAGGCGCCACACCAGUGCCAUGCGCCUCCGUCUCACGGCCAGCAGCCGCCCUACCCGCCAUACCCACAGCACAGCCACGGCAGCCACUCUGUCCACGGCGGCCACCUUCACGGCCCGCCACCGACGCCAACGCCAUCGUCUCAGGUUCCCAGCAGCAGCACCAAGCCCAAACACAGCGGCAUCAGCACAGUGGUACGAUUUCUGCCGUGUCAUCCGGCCUUGUCACUCCGACGCGCUCCUGUUCACUCUUUGCACAUUGCGACACGUUGCUGAGUGUGAAAACCUACUGUGAUUUAAACGUAUGGUGUGGAGCAGUUUGGAAACCGAUGGUAUGUUUUUUGUGGUAGCAAAGAACGAUAAAUACUUGUACAUACUCUGUAAAUUAUACUUUUAACUAGGUAUAAUUAUUAUCAAUGUCUACAGGUGAAUUGAAAGUACAUCCCUCCUCCCCAUGACUUCCACAUAAUCACAGAGCUGCUGCUGUUUGCCUCUGAUAGGACUGAAUUAUCACCAGAUCCAGGAACGUCACACGGUCUUCAUGCUCCUCGCCUUUGCUUCCAUUCUUCAUCUCUUGUGGUCAAGCGUGGAAGUCGAAGGGAAGGCGUUCUGUUUGGAAGUAGACAAAUUCCCUGUUAAUGUCAAACCAGUCCUGUGAUGAUUAUUGAGAACAUAAUAAAAUGAUGCACUAUAAGA